AUGUUUAAAUCACUGACAGUAAAAUUCAACAAGGUAAAGCCAGAAGAGGCAGAUGAGAAUAAAGAGAAUCAUCGUCCAAGUGAUCCAUCUCAGGCAUCCACCAGACAGGGAGAAAGUAAAAAUGAGAAGAAAUCUCACAAAACCAAGAUAUCUCCAGUCACAUAUGAAGAAGUGGACACCAAAGUACAAGCUCAAACUUCAAAAAAAACCUCCCCCCACCAUGGCACCAUAACCCCUGACUCUCAAAACCCACCAAAAGCAACAGAAACAGUGCCAGAGCAGAAGGAAACAGAGACUGCAAAAGAAGACAGCUCAAGAGCCCCUUCAUCUUCUCCUGCACAUUCUGAUAUCUGCAACUCCUUCCUACUUCCUGUUCCUCGGAGAACUCUCCAAACAAGCUCCUGCAUACAAAGCUCCUCCCGAGAGUCCAGUACAGCAAUGCAGCCCAAGACCGGUCUCUGUCCAAAAAGCAAACCACCCAGUGCUCCUCUUAUUAAUGAGUAUGCUGAUGCCCAAAUACACGACUUGGUAAAAAGGAUGCGACAACGAACAGCCCUCUACAAGAGAAAGUUAAUAGAAGGAACUUUAUCCUCACCAGAAGGGAGCCCACAACCUGCAAAGCCCACAGCUCCCACAGCUGCACCGUCAGGACAAGGAAUUGAUGCUAAGUUAGAAGACCACUACUACAGAAUAUUGUGUUUUAAACUCCGGAAGAUUCCUCUGACAGAUUACCUAAAAAAAAUUAGACUUCCGAGAACCAUAGAUUCAUACACAGAUCGACUCUAUCUCUUCUGGCUCCUGCUUGUCUCCGUGGCCUAUAACUGGAACUGCUGGCUUAUCCCAGUGCGCAUAGUCUUCCCAUAUCAAACACCAAACACCACACACUACUGGUUUAUUACCGAUCUCGUGUGUGAUAUCAUCUACUUGUGUGAUAUGAUGCUGAUCCAGCCCAGACUCCAGUUUGUAAAAGGAGGAGAGAUAAUAGUGGAUGAAAAUGAGCUAAAGAGACACUACAAGAGCUCCACAAAAUUUCGGUUGGACUUUGCAUCAGUAAUACCAUUUGAUGUUUUCUACUUCUUCUUUGGAUUUAAUCCAAUAUUUAGAGCAAAUAGGACAUUAAAGUAUGUCUCAUUUUUUGAGUUUAAUCACCGCCUAGAGUCUAUAAUGGACAAGGCAUACAUCUACAGAGUCAUUAGAACAACUGGAUACUUGCUGUUUACUCUGCACAUCAAUGCCUGUAUUUAUUACUGGGCUUCAAACUAUGAAGGAAUUGGCACCACUAAGUGGGUGUAUGAUGGUGAAGGAAACAAAUAUCUGAGAUGCUUUUAUUGGGCAGUUCGAUCUUUAAUUACCAUUGGAGGUCUUCCAGAACCACAAACCACAUUUGAAAUUGUUUUUCAACUCUUGAAUUUCUUUUUGGGAGUUUUUGUGUUCUCCAGCUUGAUUGGUCAGAUGAGAGAUGUAAUUGGAGCCGCCACAGCCAAUCAGAACCACUUCCGUGCCUGCAUGGAUGAGACCAUUGCCUACAUGAACACUUACUCCAUUAUCAAAAGUGUACAGACCCGGGUUCGGACUUGGUAUGAUUAUACAUGGGACUCUCAAAGGAUGCUAGAUGAGUCUGAACUGCUGGAGAACCUGCCAACCACCAUGCAGUUAGCCCUCGCUGUGGACAUGAACUUCACCAUCAUCAGCAAAGUCGACUUGUUCAAGGGUUGUGAUACACAGAUGAUUUAUGACAUGUUGCUAAGAUUGAAAUCCACUAUCUAUUUACCUGGUGACUUUGUCUGCAAAAAGGGAGAAAUCGGCAAAGAAAUGUACAUCAUCAAACAUGGAGAAGUUCAAGUUCUUGGAGGCCCGGAUGGCACUCAAGUUCUAGUUACUCUGAAAGCUGGGGCAGUGUUUGGAGAAAUCAGUCUUCUAGCAUCAGGUGGAGGAAACCGCCGAACAGCCAACGUGGCAGCUCAUGGUUUUGCCAAUCUUUUGACACUGGACAAAAAGACCCUCCAAGAAAUUCUAGUCCAUUACCCAGAUUCGGAAAAACUCCUCAUGAAGAAAGCCAGAGUGAUUCUAAAACAGAAGGGUAAGACUGCAGAGGCAACUCCUCCAAAAAAAGGGUAUGCCUUUCUCUUCCCACCUAAAGAAGAGACACCCAAAAUGUUUAAAGCUCUGCUUGGAGGUAAAGGAAAAGCAGGGCUUGCAAGAUUACUCAAACUGAAGAAAGAACAAACAGUUCAGAGAAAAAGUGAAGACUCUGAAGAAGGAGAGGAUAAAGGAAAAGCACAUGAAGAUAAAGGAACGGAGCAAGCAGAAAAAGCACCGGAUGAACCCAACUGUGGAGCAAGUCCUUCUCCUAAGGAGCAAGUGCCCAAGUCAAGUCCGAAAAAGGAGUCAUUACCUAGAGGGACUACCUGUCAGUCACUCAUCAUCAGCAUGGCUCCCUCUGCUGAGGCCGGAGAAGAGAUUCUGACCAUCGAAGUCAAGGAGAAGAGACUCUGA
Molecule: messenger RNA, 2496 nt
Organism: Elephantulus edwardii (Cape elephant shrew)
Lineage: Eukaryota; Metazoa; Chordata; Mammalia; Macroscelidea; Macroscelididae
Gene: CNGB3
Product: cyclic nucleotide gated channel beta 3
Exons: 19
Coding region: 1-2496 (831 amino acids)
Biological process (GO): monoatomic cation transmembrane transport
Cellular component (GO): photoreceptor outer segment; plasma membrane; intracellular cyclic nucleotide activated cation channel complex
Molecular function (GO): protein-containing complex binding; intracellularly cAMP-activated cation channel activity; intracellularly cGMP-activated cation channel activity
Source: RefSeq, a predicted model, not a curated record